CGGAAUGCCAAGGCGCUUCAACUUUCUUCCGCGUCGCCGUGAUGGCGAUCAACUUUGAGCUUGACCUUAACACGCACACUCAACAGGCGUGUUGCAAGCAUGGGCAACGAUGGCGGCAGCAUUCCGACGCGUCGCGAACUCGUGAAAGAAGCGGCAAAGGAUAAGACCACUGCGCAGGUCAAAGAGGCACAGCACGAACAGCAGGAGUAUCACUGGUCCACGGAUCCAAUAUCCCGCGAACCUCUUGCGCAGCCCGUUGUGUCGGACUCCUCGGGAAAGCUGUACAACAAAUCAACGAUACUGGAGUAUCUUGUCGAGGGAGUGCGGAAGGAAGACGCGGACGUCGUUACGCAAGGCGCGAUCAAAUCGCUGAAAGACAUUGUAGAGGUCAAGUUUGAGGUGGACGCGGACGCCACGAAUGAUGGCGUGAGAAAGGAAGUCUGGAAGUGUCCAGUGACUGGCGAUAAGUUGGGCCCCGGGUCGAAGGCCGCCUAUCUGGUUCCCUGUGGACAUGCUUUCUCGGGCAGCGCGAUCAAGGAAGUCUCGGGCGAGAAGUGCUUGACCUGCGAGACCGAGUACGCGAGUAACGAUAUUAUCCCAAUUCUGCCCACUGCUGCAACAGAUAUUGCAAGGUUAGCGCUGAGGGUGAAGACGUUGCAAGAGAAGGGCCUGGCACAUUCCCUGAAGAAGGCGAGCGGAGGGAAGAAGAGGAAGAAAGGAAAGGAUGAGACCGAGAACGGGGACGGCAACGCGGAAGGCAGAGGAGAAAAGAGGUCCAAGAACGAAAUGAACGGCAGCAAUGGGAUCAACAACUCAUCUGCCGCUUCAAUCGCCGCAAAGGUCGUGAGGGAGCAGGAGCAGUCGAAGAAAAGGAAGAUGGAAAACGACAAUGUGAAGAGUUUGUUCUCGACGAAGGACCAAAAUAACAGAAAUGGAAAGAACGCCGACUUUAUGACGAGAGGCUUCUCCGUGCCAUCGCAGAGCAAGAGAUGACGCAGCGUAUGCUCGAGCACCAAAGAUGAGAGAUUCGUCUCGGCACAACAUGGAAUUCAGAAGGACCCCAUUACUUCGCUUCAUGCUAAGCGCUUUAAAGCAGCCAGAAGGUCUUGCCGCAUCGGGAUAUCUUUGCUAAUGCCCAAAGUGAUCCCACGAUACCGUCGAAUGCCAAUGCAGAACAUCUUCCAGCUGGCAGCGGCAUCUGAGUCAAGCAUGCAUCAAUACUUCCAGCGUCCUCUUGCUCCCAGCCCCAGGACGAUUCUCCACGCAUCGCAUAUCUCAAUGCUGCCUCUACGCCGUCUUGCGUCUACAGCCUGAACUCGAUCUCCUCGCACUCGAUCUCGCACCCACGACCGCCUAGCUGAAGCCUCGCGAACAAGUCUACCAGAUUGUCCUGCUCGCCCCCACCGUACUGCCGAGAGUGGUCGUACCAGGACGUCAAGUGAUCCUCUGACAUGGCCAUAAGCAAUGCCUCACCGACUGUCCAUCCCUCUUCCUUGAAAGGAAGAGACACCAACGCACAUCCUAUUAUCACCUCAAAAGCUUUCCAGUGA
Molecule: messenger RNA, 1550 nt
Organism: Cercospora beticola
Lineage: Eukaryota; Fungi; Ascomycota; Dothideomycetes; Mycosphaerellales; Mycosphaerellaceae
Biological process (GO): site-specific DNA replication termination at RTS1 barrier; mitotic DNA replication termination
Cellular component (GO): nucleus
Source: RefSeq, a predicted model, not a curated record